AUUGAAAUUAUCUUUGUUCGUGGUUGUUGGAUCUGGGGGAUUUUGGCACAUCUUUAGCUUACAAGUUAUGUUGCUAUGGCAUUAAAUUACGUUAUAUCAUCUCUGAGACUUUGGCGCGCAGUGUGUGGAAGUGUGUGUCGACAGGGAUGUCAGACAUCUUGUUUCGUUGGAUCAAGUAUAAAAUACAACUCAACUAAUGCUGCCAUGUUAGUCGCUGAGAGUGAUGAAGACAUGAAAUUAUCAGAAAAUGAUGAAGUAACAAAAAACUUCGUGAACAGAAAUCCACGCAACCUGGAAAGAAUGGCGCUACAACAUAAAGAUAAAGGAUGGAAGUUAAGCCACCCAAGAAAAGACUACUGGCAUAAGCUGAUUUUAGUUAAAACUAAUAGGCAUGUGUCUGCAUAUGUAGAACACAUAACUGGCCAUGUACCAGUGUCUGCAUCAAGUAAAGAAUGGGCAAUUAAGAAGUAUCUGUAUUCAUGUGGAGAUGUAGUGGCUGUAUACAAUGUUGGUAGAGUGCUAGCACAGAGAUGUCUACAAGCUGGUAUUGGACAUGUACACUGGCAUGUUACACCACAGUUCUUUAACACUGAGAAGACCCAGAAGUUUGUGGAAGCUAUGAAGGAAGGUGGUGUUGUCCUGAAUGAACCCAAAUCUAUAUUUGAUUUCCGUGAGCCUAUUGAAUACUUUCCCGAUAUUGACCAUGAUCCUACACCACCAAAGAGAAAGAUGACAAGAAAAGAAGCCAGAAGAAAACGUUUAUCUUUAGAUUUUUAAAUAAAACGAAACCCCUUAGUCUUAAU
Molecule: messenger RNA, 803 nt
Organism: Saccoglossus kowalevskii
Lineage: Eukaryota; Metazoa; Hemichordata; Enteropneusta; Harrimaniidae
Product: large ribosomal subunit protein uL18m-like
Biological process (GO): translation
Cellular component (GO): ribosome; mitochondrion
Molecular function (GO): 5S rRNA binding; structural constituent of ribosome
Source: RefSeq, a predicted model, not a curated record